ACAAAACACACACACAAUUUUUUUCGCCUCAGCAAUCCAGAAUAUUAUCCGGAACGAACACCAUCUAUUGGAUUUAUUCUCAAGUUAUAUUCUCAAAUGGAAUAAAACUAUUUCGACUGCAACAGCCAAUUCAAUGUCAGUCGCUUCUGUUUUAUCAUCAUCAUCAUCAUCGUCAUCAUCAUCAUCAUUGUUGAUUCAACCGAUCUCACAAUCUACACAAAUACGACCAUCAUGGUCAUCAAUGUUUCAAACACCAUCAAAUCAAAGUUUGAUACAAACGCCAUUAUCUUCAUUGAAUAAUCGUACACGACUUAAGAAUGUGAAUAGAAAUAAAAUUCCAACAAACAGAUUUACUAAUCAAACAUUAUCGAUUGUUUCGAAUCGAUAUGAUGGACAAAAAAUUUUACCUAAACAUAAAUCAUCAAAAAUGAUGACCGAAUCAAUGGCCAUCGAACCUGAACCACCAAUUUGGAUUGCUCCAACAUCAUUAGAAGAUAGACCAUCACCAAUUGUAGCCGAAUUUCAACCAAUUCAGGCUAAUCCAUUAAUGGUAGAUUUUAUGCCAGUUGAACCACAUUUAUCAAUGUAUCAUUCACAUGGUCAUCAUCAUCAUCAUCAUAAUGUUCAUCCUCAUCCUCAUCGUCAUCAUCAUCAUCCAUUACAUAUGAUUAAUACACCACCACCAUCAUCUUAUCCACAUCCACCAUUACUACCAUCACCAUUAUCACCAUAUCAUAUGGAAACAUUUGGUAAUGUUUUAUAUGAUCAUCAUCAUUCAUUAUAUCAUCCAAAUUAUAUUGAACAACAAUAUCAUCCUGGAUCGGAUAUGUUUUAUAAUCCAGAUGGUGAUGAUAUUAUUGUUGACAAUAGUAAUAUACAUAAUAAUCAUAAUCAUAAUCAUAAUGGACAUGAUGAUAGUGAUGAAGCUGAUACAAUAAAUGAUAAUAAUUAUAUGUUAGAAUCUGUACCACCUGUUGCACAGAAUAUGUUAUUUUCUGAACAACAAAAAAAUUCAAAUUAUUAUACACCAUUUAAAGUAAAUUCAAUUAAUGUUUAUAGUGAUUAUUUAACCGAUGAUGAUGAUAAACAAAAUGAUUCAAAACAAAAAUAUUGUCCAAAUAAAAAAGAUAUUACAAGAAAAGAUGUUGAUGAUGCAAUUAAAAAUGCAUCAUCCAAAUUAAAAUGGUAUUCAAGAACAAUUGAAAAAAAUGCAAUACAAACAAAACGUCGUUCACCAUAUAUACCACCUGGUAUGCUUGAUUCAAAACUUUUUGAAUAUGCUUCUAAAUAUCUUAAAGAUCGAAAAUGUUUAAACAAAAUGGAUGUCAUUACAAAAUUACCUAAAAUUAAUGUACGUCGUAUAUCAUCACAUUAUGAAAUGUCAACAUGUUCACAAGAGGAAAGAAUUGUAUGCGAACCAAAAGCUAAAUUUCGAUCGAUAGAUGGUUCCUGUAAUAAUCUCAAAUAUAAAACCUGGGGUAAAUCAUUUACAUGUCAUCGACGAUUAUUACCACCAAAUUAUGCGGAUGGUGUUGCCGAACCACGUAUUGCAUAUGAUGGUGGUAAAUUACCUAAUGCACGUGAUAUUUCAUCACAAUUAUUACCCGAUGUUGAUGUACAAGAUCAUAAAUUAACAUCAAUGACAAUGGCAUUUGGACAAUUUAUUAUACAUGAUAUUGCUAGAACAUUACCAUUAGCUAAUGAUAUACGUUGUUGUCCAAGUAAAAGUGCCAAACAUCCAGAAUGUUUUGCCAUUGAUAUAAUACGUUCGGAUGAUAUUCUUGUUAAAUAUUUUAAUCAAACAUGUAUUAAUUUUGUUCGUUCAAUUGUAUGUAAUCCAUGUGCACUUGGUCCACGUGAACAACAAAAUCAAGCAACACAUACAUUUGAUAUGUCACAUAUGUAUGGAUUACGUUUGAAUGAUUCAUUAGCAUUAAGAAGUUUUCGUGGUGGAAAACUUCGUGGUUCAUUAACAAGUACAUAUCCAAAAGAAGAAUUACCACCAAAAAUGACACGUGAAGAUCCUAGUUGUAAUGUACGACCAAAACCACCAAGAUUUAAAUGUUUUGAAACAGCUGAUGGUGUUCGUGCAUCACAACAUCCAGCAUUACAAUCAUUACAUACUGCAUUUCAUCGUCGUCAUAAUCAACAUGCUGAUGCAUUAUCAAAAAUAAAUCCACAUUGGAAUGAUGAAAAAUUAUAUCAAGAAGCAAGACAUAUUAUGAUUGCUGAAGUAUCUGUAAUGAUAUAUGGUCAAUAUUUAUCAGCAAUAUUUGGACGUAAAAUGAUGAAACAUUUUCGUUUAGGUUUAAAUAAACAUGGUUAUACACGUUAUGAUCCUAAAUUAAAUCCAUCAACAUUUCAAGAAUUUAUUACUGCAUCAGGUCGUUUUGGUCAUUCACAGGUUAAUGAUCGUUUUCGUGUAUUAUUUGGUGAUGAUAAAACAUCAUAUGCAUAUAAUUUAAGAGAUAAUUUUUUUGAAACAACUAUUGUUAGUUUAGGUCAUUCAGCAGGUGUAUUAAAAGGCUUGUCAUCUGAUCCAACACAAGCAAGUGAUAAUUAUUUUGUAAAUGAUAUAAAAAAUGCAUUAUAUCGUUUACGUCGUGAUCGUACUGGUAGAGAUUUACCUGCAUUCAAUAUACAACGUGGACGUGAACAUGGUAUACCUGGAUAUAUUUAUUAUCUUGAUUUUUGUUUUGGAUACAAAGUACAACAAUGGAAUGAUCUAGUGACAUUCAUACCGAAAAAACAUGUUAAAAAGAUACGACAAUUUUAUAAACAUUGGAAAGAUAUUGAUCUAUUUGUAGGCGGUGUAUUUGAACGACUUAUAUCUGGAGCUGCAUUUGGACCAACAUUUGGAUGUAUAAAUGGUAUACAAUUUUAUAAUUUUAAAUAUGGUGAUCGUUUCUAUUUUGAACAUGGUUAUCAAUCUGGAUCAUUUAAUGAAGAACAAUUAGAUAAUAUACGUUCAGUAGCAAGUCUUAGUUCAUUAAUUUGUAAAACACAUCAAGAAAUUAAACAAAUGCCAUCAAAUCCAUUUAUACAACCAUCACCACAUAAAAAUCCAAUGAUACCUUGUUUUAAAUUUUCUGAAUUUGAUUAUGAUCUUUGGAAAGAUAAAAAAGGUAAAAAUAUUAAAUAUUCAACAACAAUGUCAAAACCGGCAACUGUUGUUUAUGGAUCGGCAAAAUUUCCAAUGGGACCACCGCUACCACCACCACCACCACCACCAAUAUCAUCAUUAUAUUCAUUACCAAAAAAAUUACCACCAGUAAUGACAAAAAUACCACCAGGUAUUGGUUAUUCAAAACAAUAUCAUUAUCAAUAUCCAACGAAAAAAUCGCCAAAAUUAUCAUCACCAUCAUCAUCAACAACAUUGAUGACAGAUUUUUCCGAACGAAAAGAUAAUCAAUAAUUCAAUCCAAUCAAUCAAAUAAAUGUCAU
Messenger RNA from Dermatophagoides pteronyssinus (European house dust mite), 3444 nucleotides. Its product is annotated as salivary peroxidase/catechol oxidase-like. The record is from RefSeq and is a predicted model, not a curated record. Gene Ontology annotation, biological process: response to oxidative stress. Gene Ontology annotation, molecular function: heme binding; peroxidase activity. Lineage: Eukaryota; Metazoa; Arthropoda; Arachnida; Sarcoptiformes; Pyroglyphidae.